AAUUUAGACGAGAGUUCUUAUAAUAUAAACUAAGUUUAAUUUUCAAAAGUAAGAUCGAAGAUAGAACUAAUCUUAGGGCUGAUCCGUUACAUGUUUUUCUCUCUUAUUAUUAUUACGACUAUUAUAAUUAUUAUUAUUGUUUCGUUAUUAGUAUCACUACUAUUAACAUUAGAUGUAAACACUUUGAAUGAAAUAGUUUCCUAAUUUGUUGGUUUGUAUGUAUGUAUAUGUGUGUGUUUAGUGUUCUUUUGUCAAUAAAUGUCCAUGAUUAGUAAACAAAUUAAAAUUUCUAUUUGAAUAACUUGUAGGAGAAUCACAUGGAUCAUGAAAUAAUAAAAAUAAAAAAAAAUCAACUUUCAUUUUAACAUAUGAAUUCAUAAAAACAAUAUGUAUUUAUUUAUUGAGACAAGUAAAUGUGUUCUUUUUUCUAUCCAUCUUAGCUUUGAUAUGUUAGUUGUUAAGAUCACUAUGGUUAUUAUUUAGUAAUGAUAUUAUUCAUUGUCAUUAUUAUUACAAAACAAAAUUAGAAAAUCAUAUUCAUGAUCAAAGAUUCAAAAUUACCGAAAUAAAUGUCAUCAUUAUUUUAAAUUAUAAAUAGUUUACUAUCUAUCACUCAAUAUCGUUUAUCGCUCUCUGUCUCUCUCCCUUACUUUCUCCAUUUUGUAUACGCACAAAAGAUAUUAACUAUCACAAAUAAACAAUUCAAAAAAAAACAAGCUCGUAUCUACAUAAAUGUAACAAAUGAAGUAUAUAGGUAUAUAUAUACACCCAUAUUUCCAAUGUCCAGAGUUGUUGAAUCCUUAUUUACCUUUUUUUCAUUUUGAAGUGUUGAUUGACGAAUGCAAUAACAUGUAUACUUUUUUUCAUCUAAUAUACUUAAAAUAAAUGUCUAAAUCUAGUCCACAAUAAUAAGACCAUUACUAUUAUUAUUACUAUUAUUUUACUUAUGAUAUUUCAGUAGUAAAGUGUACAAUUAAAAUAAUAUAAUGAUUGUAACCAAUAACUUAACUAUCUGUUAAGUUUAUGUAAUAAGUGAAAUUAACGAAGAUCAAAUAAAUACAAAACAACUGUCACUGAUUUCAUUAUAUUUUGUUUAUAUGACGUAUUCGGUUGUAUUGCGGAAGAUUAAACUGAAUGUCUAAUGAUAUAUAUAUAUAUAUAUAUAUAUAUAUAUAUAUAUAUAUAUAAAUGAAUUUUCUCAGAGAUUUUGCCUACCUUUCUUGCUUAUUAACAAUCCAUAUGCUUACAUACUUAAAAAUAUGAAUUAUGCGACACUUUUAAAAAUUCUUGAUGAAUACCAUUACUGGAUAACAUGAAUCACGGCUUCAUAGUAGGUAAACUAAAGGUAUAUUUGUAUGAAAAAGGUGUCAUUUUUUAAGUAUUUUUUAAUCACUUAUUGAACAUCUACUACUUGAAUGUUAUAUCCCCUGGUGAAUCAUGAAUGGUAAAUCUGAGGUCUAUUAUGGACAAAGUUUCAUAUAAAUAAAGAAAACAGCGAUGCUAAUGAAUAUUAAUAAUUUCAUGGAAUCAGUCAUACCAAAAACGUCAACACCAACAAAAGAGUUAACUGGAACUGAUUAUAUCGAUGAGUCAUCUGAUCACGAUAUGAUUAAAACAGAUUUAUUGAAUUCUUACACUUUGCCUUCAGUUGCGGGCUCGAGGAAACUUACUACUAGCAAACAUAUUAGUAGUCACAAUAGUAACAGAUCAAUUUUAAAAGAUAGUGAAACGGAAGCUUCGGCAGAAUGCUUAUCAAAAGACGAAUCUUAUCAUAAAUCGAACAGUUCAUCAACGAAUUACAAUGGUACUGAAUUUUUACAAGGUUAUACACUUAUAAACAAUCAAGAGAAUCUAGAAGCUAAUGGGUUGAAAAUGCGUCUUUUAGCGACACUGGCUGAUAUGAUUCCACAUGAUGAAAGUUUAAGUUUACGUCUACUGAUGAGCUACACAAUUGAUGAUCAAGAAAGUGAGUGUGUUGUUAUUGAUGAGACACUGUGUCGAGGGGGGAAGCGUAAUGAAACCAACAAUAAUUGUUUUCAAAAUUCUUUAGAUAAACCAAAAAGUAGCAAUGGAAUUCAUGAAAUGCUUCUCAAUGAAAAAAAGCCUAUAUUGAGUGCAAUAUCUCUUGAAUCUUCGACUACACAACAAAGUACUUCAAAUGAAGCUGAUGCAUUAGACUUGUCUUUACAUAAUGAAACAUCUGAUUCCAUGGACUAUCAUACAGGUCCGUUGAAUACAAAAUCAACAAAACAAGAUUAUAAGUCACAAGGAAUUAUUGACGGUGUAAUUAGCGAAAUAAAAUCCUCAAUCAAUACAUGUUGUAUACCAUUAAGUUUGUUAUCAUCUAGCCCUGUACAGUCCAAUAUGAAUACGACGAAAGCAUUGGAUAAAAUUGUGACUACAACAUCUGCAGCUAAUUCGAUUAAUCAAAUUCCAUUGUUUGAUACGUCUAUAUUAGCAUUACUUCCAUUAUUACAGCAACAACAACAGUCUCAACAAAUACAGUCAAACCAACAAAGUACGAAUACUUUAACAUAUCAAAAUGUUUUAAAUCCAAGUUCAUUGUCAUUGCUUCCUGCCACUAUUCCUACUUCAAUGACAACAAUAAGUACAACGAAAUCAAAUCCUGUCACCUAUAAUUAUACGGGUAUGUCGACAAAUGCUAAUUUGCUAUUCAGUCAAUUAUAUCCAACACAAUUGCAACAAAAUAUUCAACAAACUAAUAAUUUAAUUACAACACAUUUGAGUGCUAUAAUACCAAAACAAACAGAAGCAACGACAACAGAACCAGCUUCGACAUCAGUUUCGAAUACAAUCGUAGGUUCAUUGACAAAUAAUGCAGUUAACACCCAGUCUCUUUUAAAUACAGCAUCUGUUAUAGGAUUCCCAUUAAUAAAUCCAUUUUCACUCCAUACAAAUAUUACUAAUAAUAACAGUAUCAGUAACAACAAUAGUAAUACUGAUCAAUUUAAUGCAUUCCUAACAUCUACACCGUUUCUGGGAACAACAUCAACAUCUACUCUUUCACAAGUAUUACCGACACAAUCAUCACCAUCGAAUAUUACAUCAAUCAGUUUAGGAUCGACAAAUACCACUGCUACAUUACUCAAUGUCAAGGAUAAGCAAACAGGUUUAAUUGAAACUGUAGGUAUAAUGCCAAGUAUAAAACAUUUAAAUCAACCAAUUGCAUCACUGAUCAAUCAGUUAACUCUCAAUGCUUCGUCUACUAAUAAUAAUAACAAUAAUAAUAAUAUUUCACUUAAAACGCUUUCAACGUUAUCCCAACUAUUCAAUAGUAACCUCCUUACAACAAUAUCAACUCCUAAUUCUAUAAAUCAUAAUAUUACUAGUAGUAAUACAAAUUCUACAAAUUUCAAUACAGUAAAUAAUCUAAAUAUACCAACAAUAAUAAAUACCAAUAUUAAUAAUAAUCAUACUUCUUUGGAUAAUGGAACAAUGAAUAAUAAUGAACUAAUAACAAUAGAGAAAACUCAUACUAAAUCAUCUUCAAGUGCAAAUAAAUUAUCGAAUAGUUCUAGUCCAUUAUAUUCAGUAAAUAAUCAUUCAACAGAUAAAAUGUCAAAAUUAACUUCUACGAAAUAUCAUAAAAAUGAGAAUAUGAAAUUAUCAGGUCAACAAUCUAACACUACAACCACUACUACUACUACUACCAAUGCUACAACUACUAAUAGUAAUUUUUUAUUUGGUCGAAGAUUAGUUCUUAGUCGUCGUUUUAUUUGUAAUCAAUGCCGUCGUAAUUUUUCAUCAUUAGCUGAAUUAAAUCGGCAUACAAUUGAAGCGCAUAAUUCAUUUCGUUGUACAAUUUGUUCAGCACAUUUUACACAAAGAUCUAAUCUGCAACGACAUUCAUUGAAACAUGUUGGUUUUAAACCAUUUACAUGUAAUCUAUGUAAAAAAGAAUAUUAUCGUAAAGAUCAUUUAGUUAGACAUAUUGAAGUAACACAUCCAACACAUGAUCCUAAAAUGAAUAUCACUGUUCAUUUAACAUCAUCAGAGUGUUUAGAUUAUUUGGAUAGAUUACAAGCUGGAAAACAAUCACAAUCACCAUUAUUACAUCAUAAUCAAGCGGAGAAUAAAGAAUCAACGUCUAGUUUUAGUUCAGAUGUUACCACAAAUAUUACUACUACUACUACUACUGCUACUACUACUAUAAGUACGGGUAGUAGUAUUAAAAACAGUACUGCUUCUGAUAUAUGCAAUAAGAAUAGUAUCUACAAAGACGAUUUUGAUUUAAUGAAUGAAGAAUCCAUGAGAAUUGAAGAGGCUAAAUUAGAAACACCAGAUAUUGAAAUGAACGGUGACAAUGAUAUCAAUAAUAGUAAUAAUGAUGAAGAUAUUGAAGAACAAUAUUACAAUAUGACCGAUUGUAAUGAAAUUAGUUAACCAUAAUCGAUUACUGAAUUAAAAACGAACAGUCAAUAAGUGUAAAAAAGACAUUUUAAAGCUAUUUCAUCGAAAUUUACAAAACAGUUACAAGUAAAUAUAUAUUCUAUUUUCGUGUGUAUUUACUGGCACAACGUGCAUCUGAUAAUGCACCGGUCUCUGUGUUAUUACAGUUUACUAAUUCCUAAAAACACAUCGAAAUCCACUUUCUUCUUUUCCUACUAAAAUUGCAUUUAUGAUAAACACCUAGUGUUAUGAAUAACAUUGAAAUCUGUCGGUCACUUUUGAAAUAGCAUUCAGCAUUAUUAUGUAUUUAUAUAGAGGGAUACGUGCUAUUGUGCAGUUCCACUUUUCCAAGUGCUUAACUAAUUACAUAAAGUAAAAUGGAAUAAAUGAAAUGAAUAUUAAAAAAUAAAUCUCAGUCAAAGUUAGUUCCUGUGAUUAAUUAAUUCUUCCAAUCUUUUUUUUAAUGAUAAAGCACUUUUUUGUAUUCUGUUUCACUGGAUAACAAAUCAUUCAUUUUUAUACAUGCAUGUGUGUUGGGUCGGUUUAAACGAAACGUAGACCUUAUUCAACAUUCCACUUGUAUGAUGAAAAAUGUGACGCUACAUUAAGAGCGAAUUUUUUGUUUCUACUUCUUAUCUGUCUUUUUACCAUGCAAACAUGUUUUUUUAUAAGGUUACUUUUUUGCUUUCAUUCAAUGAGUUUGUAAUUUUUAUAUUUUAUUGACAGUUACUUCUAUCAUUCCUUAAUGAUAUUAAUGUUAUUACCACCACAAGAAACCAACUUAUGGUACCGAUAAUCAACAUUGUCAUAUCUAAUUCAUGUGUUUUACGCUCAGUAACUCCGCUUUGUGAAACUGAAGUUAUUUAGUAGUUCGUAAUGAAAGAAACACCAAUAGAGAAGUGGUUAUUCUAGACAUAUCUUUGAUAUUAAUGUCAUUUUAAAUUGACAAUUGUUUGGGAGAAAAAGAAAUGUAAUUUAUACCUAUUUGCAUGAUACUACCAUGAAGUGUAUGUUCGAAUAUACCCUAAAAGGUUAGUGUUUUGUUAAGGAUCUUGAGAGACUGAUACAUAAUUAAUCAGUUUAUGUAGCACAUUUACGAAAAACUGAUUGGUCAUUAAGUGGUGACCUAAGUCAUGUUUGUCUAGACCUUAGUGUUGAUCGAAUUUUACGGAUUCAAUUACAAUGUGACCACUAGUCUAAGUGACUCGAUGUAGUGUGAGCUGUGUUGUGUUAAGUGGUACUCGACAUGAAACCCUGGACUUGGGUAUCGUAUUAUUUAUCACUCAACAACAAGGUGCAUCUGUGAUUUCGAAGUAAAUGAUGUUUCUCGAUGGAUAAGAAAUCCUUAACGCUCAGCUUCAAAGCUCAAGGUAAUACCACUGAGCUAUUCAGGCACUGACUAACCUUUUUUUUACAACUAAGAUGGUUAUGUUGAUUAAUAAUGGAAUAGGAAUCAAUGUCCAGGGUUACCCAUACACAAAAUUUAACCACCUAAAGUAAGAACGGUUACGGAUGCAUUUACAGAAUAAAAUCAAUCCAUUAUAUAUGAACGAAUCGUACAUUCUAGAAUCAAAGGUUGGUUAACUUCUUUUUUAAACAGCUACAUGAACGCAGAUAUCAUAUUAGGCAGACCGCAAGUACAAAGUGUUAUUAAUAAAAUACUGAUAUACCCAAUUUAUUGGUGAAGCUAAUAUUUAAUAAUCAGUGCUAACAAUGUCAAUGAGUGUAAGUGCGCAGUUUUUUACUGAUGCAUUGCUAUCAGGAAUCGGAUAACUUCAAAUCCUAGGAAGUGCUGGACCACAAGAUACACCAGCAUAAGGAGUGAAUCUCUGCUUAUACCCU
Messenger RNA from Schistosoma rodhaini, 6252 nucleotides. The record is from the annotation of a GenBank genome assembly. NCBI's taxonomy places the organism in Eukaryota, Metazoa, Platyhelminthes, Trematoda, Strigeidida, Schistosomatidae.